GUGUCCAAAGGUUAUAAUGAUAAUUGACGACUUCAUGCAAAACGAAACAGUUUGAUCCGUUAAUAACAGAAAAUCAUUGGAAAAAAGAAAAAAAAAAAAGACACAGAAGAAAUGCAGCUCUUCUCCUCCUCCUCUGCUUCUUCAUCUUCCACUUCCUCCAGAGCGAGUUUCAGUCCCUUCACUUCUCCUCAAGACACUAACCAAAAGUACAUUAAGUACCGCUCAAAAUUCUCUUUCAAAAUCCCCACCAAGAACCUUCCAAUCCCAUCUUCCUCCAAGCAAUCAUCUCCGGUUCUCGACCAAAGACCACUCUUCUCCGAAUCCGAAUCAACACCAAGAAACAGAGCAACAGAACGCAGUAUCAAGUCAGAGAAAGACUCCUUCGAGGGACUUCUUGUGGCUCGCCGGCCGGUGGUUGAGAUUUCUGGUUCAGAAGACUCCACUCAGGGUAGUGAUAAUAAUGUUGAUGAUAGUAAAAAGAAAUCUUCAGCGAUCAUUGAUGCUGGUCUUGAAGAAUUUGCCAAGAAGAUGCCAAUUUUUGAACCGGAGAGGGUGGAGGCAGCUGGUUCUUCUCAAGGCAAGCCUCUCACGGUGAAUUUGGAUUUGGCAUUGUACAAGGCCAAGGUUUUAGCUAGGAAUUACAGAUAUGCAGAAGCUCAGGAAAUACUAGAAAAGUGCAUCUCUUACUGGCCGGAAGAUGGGAGGCCAUAUGUAGCAUUAGGGAAGAUACUGAACAAGCAGUCAAAAACAGCAGAAGCUAGAGCUGUGUACGAGAAGGGCUGUCAGGCAACUCAUGGAGAAAAUGCCUACAUUUGGCAGGAAUUUCAAUUCGGAGCUGAAUGCAUGGAGUGCUGGGCUGUUUUGGAAAAUAAGAUGGGUAAUAUAAGGAGAGCAAGAGAACUGUUUGAUGCAGCCACAGUUGCUGACAAAAGACAUACAGCUGCUUGGCAUGGUUGGGCAGUUCUAGAGCUAAAACAGGGAAAUGUCAAGAAGGCAAGACAAUUACUUGCUAAAGGCCUCAAGUUUUCUGGUGGAAAUGAAUACAUAUACCAAACACUAGCAUUGUUGGAAGCUAAAGCAAAUCGAUAUGAGCAAGCUCGUUACUUGUUCAGGCAAGCCACUAAGUGUAACCCAAGAAGCUGUGCCAGUUGGCUUGCAUGGGCACAAUUGGAGAUGCGACAAGAAAACAACCUUGCUGCUAGGCAACUAUUUGAGAAAGCAGUGCAGGCUAGCCCCAAGAAUAGAUUUGCAUGGCACGUAUGGGGAGUUUUUGAAUAUAAUAUGGGCAAUAUUGAAGUGGCAAGAAAACUUUUGAAGAUAGGCCAUUCACUUAAUCCUAGGGAUCCUGUUUUGCUUCAGUCUCUUGCUUUACUGGAAUAUAAACACUCUACGGCAAACCUUGCCCGAGUGUUGUUCAGGAAAGCAAGUGAAUUGGAUCCACGGCAUCAACCAGUAUGGAUUGCCUGGGGAUGGAUGGAAUGGAAAGAAGGAAAUAUAUCCACUGCUAGAGAGUUAUACCAGAGAGCUCUUUCAAUCGACUCAACUAGUGAAAGUGCUGCUAGAUGUCUACAGGCUUGGGGUGUUCUAGAGCAGAGAGCUGGUAACCUGUCAUUAGCUCGUAGACUAUUUAGAUCAUCAUUGAACAUAAAUUCUCAAAGUUACAUAACAUGGAUGACCUGGGCUCAAUUUGAGGAGGAUCAAGGAAAUUCUGUGCGUGCUGAGGAGAUUCGUAACCUUUAUUUUCAGCAGCGGACUGAAGUUGUGGAUGAUGCUUCAUGGGUUAUGGGGUUUCUAGACAUCAUUGAUCCGGCAAUCGACAGCGUAAAGAAACUGCUGAACUUGGAUCCGAACCGAUACAGUAAGACACAAGAAUCUUUGAGAAAUAUAUCAGGAGAAAGAGAAAGUAGUAGUGAUGGUCCUUCUAGUGAUAAUGAUGCCGAUGGUAUAAAAAAUGGAACUGGCUUUGAUUUGAAUUCUUUUAUUAAAGUAAGGUUGUCUCUAGAUCCAACUAAGCUGGAUAUUAAACUAGAAACAUCUGGGCCUCCAGCACCAUGGAGAGCUUCCCAAAGAAGAUUAUGGAGAUCAAAGAAAAGAACUACCGCAGAAGUGUGAGAAUCUGGGAUUUGACCAGUUAAAGAAUGGCUGCUGUGGAAUGGCCAAGUUAAUUUUUCUGAAGAAAUUGUCUGUACUCAUUGACAUCAACAAUUGUUAUAUCAGGAUGUGCACAGAAUCUGUAAAGUUUUAUUAUCAGAAAAUUGUAUUUCUUUAUCAACAAUUAACUCAUUUACAGUGUAGCCUCUAUUAUUACCUGUUAUAGUUGCAAUACUUCCAGAUUUUUUUUUUUU
Molecule: messenger RNA, 2345 nt
Organism: Manihot esculenta (cassava)
Lineage: Eukaryota; Viridiplantae; Streptophyta; Magnoliopsida; Malpighiales; Euphorbiaceae
Product: protein high chlorophyll fluorescent 107
Exons: 9
Coding region: 112-2112 (666 amino acids)
Biological process (GO): regulation of translation; mRNA processing
Cellular component (GO): chloroplast
Molecular function (GO): protein binding; single-stranded RNA binding; mRNA binding
Source: RefSeq, a predicted model, not a curated record